ACCCGAUUUGAUACUUGUGAUUGGGUGCGGUAGUGUUGUAAUUCGGUCCAAGAAAGUGGUUGUUUAAAGGGAAAAAGUGCAAUUUUCGGCUAAAGGUGUGGUGUGGUAAUUCAGUAUGAGUUACCUACAGUCCAGCCAAAAUAGACCGAUCUCUCAGGGUCACUACCAGGGUCCAGACGACCUCCCCAUGCCCCCCGCCAAGGAGCAGACCCUAAUGUGGGCUCAAAAUUCGUAUUUGACCGACUCCGGUAUCCACUCCGGUGCCGCCACCCAGGUCCCUUCUCUCAGCGGUAAAGAAGAAGAAAUGGACCUCUUCGACUUGGACCAGGGUUACUCCCAAGGCUUCACCCAAGACCAAGUCGACGAAAUGAACAACCAACUCAACCAGACUCGCUCCCAGCGAGUUCGAGCUGCAAUGUUCCCCGAAACUCUCGACGAAGGUAUCGAAAUUCCUUCGACCCAAUUCGAUCCCAGUCAGCAGACGGCUGUUCAACGACUCUCCGAACCCAGCCAGAUGCUCAAGCACGCUGUGGUCAAUCUGAUUAAUUAUCAAGACGACGCCGACUUGGCCACGCGAGCCAUCCCCGAGUUGAUCAAACUUUUGAACGACGAAGACCAAGUCGUGGUGUCCCAAGCGGCGAUGAUGGUGCACCAAUUAUCGAAAAAGGAAGCCUCGAGGCACGCCAUCAUGAACAGCCCCCAGAUGGUGGCGGCUUUAGUUCGGGCGAUUUCAAACUCGAACGACUUGGAAACGACCAAAGGGGCCGUCGGCACCUUGCACAAGUUGUCGCACCACAGGCAAGGGUUGCUGGCGAUUUUUAAAAGUGGGGGGAUCCCGGCGCUGGUGAAGCUGUUGAGUUCGCCGGUGGAGAGCGUGCUCUUCUACGCGAUCACCACUUUGCAUAACUUGCUGCUGCAUCAAGAUGGGUCCAAGAUGGCUGUGCGGCUCGCGGGGGGUUUACAGAAGAUGGUCGCGCUGCUGCAGAGGAACAACGUCAAAUUUUUGGCGAUCGUUACCGAUUGUUUGCAGAUUCUCGCGUAUGGGAAUCAAGAGAGUAAGUUGAUUAUUUUGGCUUCGCAAGGUCCGAUCGAGCUCGUAAGGAUCAUGAGGUCCUACGACUACGAGAAGCUUCUGUGGACGACUUCUCGUGUGUUGAAGGUAUUGUCGGUCUGUCCAAGCAACAAACCGGCCAUAGUUGAAGCCGGAGGCAUGCAGGCUUUGGCCAUGCACCUAGGCAACCCUAGCGGUCGCCUCGUCCAGAACUGCCUCUGGACUCUCCGCAAUCUGUCCGACGCUGCCACCAAAGUAGACGGCUUGGAAGGCUUACUCAGCUCUCUAGUCCAAGUUCUCAAUUCGCAAGAUGUCCACGUCGUCACGUGUGCUUCAGGCAUCCUCAGCAACCUCACUUGCAACAAUCAGCGCAACAAAGUCACCGUGUGUCAAGUAGGAGGCGUCGAUGCUCUCGUGCGCACCAUCGUCAGUGCCGGAGACCGCGAAGAAAUCACCGAACCGGCAGUUUGCGCUUUGCGCCAUCUCACAUCACGACACGUCGAGUCCGAGAUGGCCCAGAACGCGGUCCGACUGAACUACGGCAUCCAGGUCAUCGUCAAACUGUUGAACCCUCCGUCGCGUUGGCCCCUAGUCAAGGCCGUCAUUGGCCUCAUUAGAAACCUGGCGCUGUGUCCGGCCAAUCACGCUCCGUUGAGGGAACACGGGGCCAUACACCACCUGGUGCAACUGCUGAUGCGGGCGUUCCAGGACACCCAGAGGAGGGCGAGCGUGGCCAGCGGCGGCAGCCAGCAAACGGCGAACUACGCCGACGGCGUCCGAAUGGAGGAAAUCGUCGAGGGGACGGUGGGGGCGCUCCAUAUAUUGGCACGAGAGUCGCACAAUCGGGCCAUUAUUCGCCAACAAAUGGUGAUACCCAUAUUUGUGCAACUCUUGUUCAAUGACAUAGAGAACAUCCAGCGCGUGGCUGCUGGAGUCCUCUGCGAAUUAGCAGCUGAUAAAGAAGGAGCGGAGAUGAUCGAACAGGAAGGCGCUACGUCGCCGUUGACUGAAUUGCUUCAUUCGCGAAAUGAAGGCGUGGCGACGUAUGCGGCUGCAGUUUUAUUCCGAAUGAGCGAGGACAAACCUCAAGACUACAAGAAGAGGUUGAGCAUGGAGUUGACGAAUUCCCUGUUCCGUGAAGAAAAUCUGUGGAAUCCCGACUUGGGGAUGGAACCCGAUUUACAGGACAUUUUGAGUCCUGACCAGGCGUACGAUCCCAUGUACGUACAAGGGCCACCCAGCGUCCAUAGCAAUCACGGUGGGCGGACGUACCAGCAACAAGGGUAUGACCAGAUACCAAUAGAUAUCCAGGGACUGGAGAUCGGUUCCCACGGAGGCGGUAAUGGAUCGACGUACAGCCCGAUAGACGCAAUGGAAAUUGCGAACACCGAACCCGAUUUAUUUGAUCCCGUUGAUCAAUUACCUGCACCUCCCCAAGACAACAACCAAGUCGCAGCUUGGUACGAUACCGACUUAUAAAAGUAUGGUAAUUAACUUCCUUGGUGUUGUUUUGUUUUAUUAAGAUUAGACUUAUCGUUUUGUUUUUGAUAAGAAUCCUAACGCGACGCUUAGGAUUUUUUUAUCAUGUAAGGUAUUAUAGCGUACGAUUACAUAAUAGCGAGUAAAAUAACUGUACGUGUACAAGUUUUCAUUUACAUAUUAUAUUGAGCAAUUUAAAUUAUUUACAUUAAAAAUCAUUUUUUAUGCUGUAUGAUUAUAAGAGCUAAAACACAAUGACUGAUGUGUUUGAUAGUUGUUUCAAAAAAAAUCUAAAUGUGAAUGUACAAAAUGUCAUUGUAUCCUAACUUUUUUUAAUAAAAAUGUUUAAUUAAUAUUCUGUUUUUGUUUUUACUCAGGUUUUUGUUUAGGUGCGGAUGUAUUCUCUUGUUGGCGAUGUGUUCUGUAUUUGCACCAACAUUGUGUUUUAAUUCUUAGUAUAUUUAAAAUUUCCUAAACAGGGUAGAACUUUGAGGCACUGCCUUUGAAAUGUAUGCAUGUCUUUGUAGGAAGGAAUAAACUUUCUCAUUGUA
Molecule: messenger RNA, 3081 nt
Organism: Zophobas morio
Lineage: Eukaryota; Metazoa; Arthropoda; Insecta; Coleoptera; Tenebrionidae
Product: armadillo segment polarity protein-like
Exons: 8
Coding region: 116-2530 (804 amino acids)
Biological process (GO): positive regulation of transcription by RNA polymerase II; canonical Wnt signaling pathway; cell-cell adhesion
Cellular component (GO): nucleus; cytoplasm; adherens junction
Molecular function (GO): protein phosphatase binding; transcription coactivator activity; nuclear receptor binding
Source: RefSeq, a predicted model, not a curated record